CCUGUGUGUGGGAAGUGAGGGAGAGAGAUCGGGCCGCAGCGCAGCUCUGUGGUGUGUCUGGAGCAGCUCCGUGUUUGCAGAGAGACUCUGUGAGAUAAAUAGGGGGAGAGGGGCCAGAGCAGCCCAACUAGGAGAGAGGGAGCACCAGUCAACACAGCAGCACACACAGGGAGGAGACCCAGAGCGAGGAGACACAGCGAGGAGGCACACAGCGAGGAGACACACAGAGCAAGGAGACCCAGAGCAAGGAGACACACAGCGAGGAGACACACAGCAAGGAGACACACGGAGGAGACACACAGCAAGGAGACACACAGCAAGGAGACACACAGCGAGGAGACCCAGAGCAAGGAAACACAGCAAGGAGACACACAGCGAGGAGACCCAGAGCAAGGAGACACAGCAAGGAGACACACAGGGAGGAGACACACAGCGAGGAGACACACGGAUGAGACACACAGCGAGGAGACACACAGCGAGGAGACACAGCGAGGAGACACACAGGGAGGAGACACACAGCGAGGAGACACACGGACGAGACACACAGCGAGGAGACACACAGCGAGGAGACCCAAAGCAAGGAGACACAGAGCAAGGAGACACACAGCAAGGAGACACACAGUGAGGAGACACACAGCGAGGAGACACACAGCACUGGCAGACAGUUCUUUCACAUGAACAAAACGCACUGAGCAGGUCUCCUCCCACAGUCACUCUCUCCCUCCUGCAGCACCUCGGACAGGCUUCCGAGCGCGGGACUGGCUGCAAAGGGAAGCAGCUGGGUGGUUAAUGACAGGAAAGAAGGUGUUGAAGAAGGAAGUGCAAGACUGCCUGAAAGCAAGGCUCCUAAACAGAGAUUUCUUUAACCUACUGCAGUACAAUAUUCAGAAACAGAAGGCUGCGCGAAUGAGAGAGUGGGAGGAGUCAGAACUCAGCAUGGCUGCCAACAGUUACAUUGCAGUGCCUGAUGGGUACUGUGUGUCGGAGCCACUGCAGUAUUAUGAUGUCCUAUCAGACCACCUGAGCUACCCUCUACAGGAGGCAGAUCACCAGCUCUCCCCAUUCAGCCAGUAUUCCGGGAUGCAGUUCUCGCCCAUGCUGCAGGGGGCGCCCUCCUCUCAGUCCUGCUAUGCCCCCUACCCAUAUUGCUUGCAGUACCCCGAGGGGCAGUACCAGCUGGGGGGGUGUGAGCUGGGCAAACCCUCCUACACGCUGCCCUCUGAGCUGGACCCCAGCGGGGUGCCCGUCCUCCCUGGCAUGGCUGGCAUCCCAGCUCUGAAGCGCCCUCGCCUGGGACUCCGAGGGCAGGAGGAGCUGUGUGUGGUGUGCGGGGACAAGGCCUCUGGGUAUCACUACAAUGCACUCACCUGCGAGGGCUGUAAAGGGUUCUUCCGACGCAGCAUCACGAAGAAGGCGGUGUACCAGUGCAAGAGCGGCGGGCACUGCGAGAUGGACAUGUACAUGCGCAGGAAGUGCCAGGAGUGCCGUCUGAACAAGUGCAGGGCAGUGGGCAUGCUGGCAGAGUGUCUACUGACGGAGGUUCAGUGCAAGUCCAAGCGACUCCGCAAGAACGCCAAGCAGGGCCUGGACUUCCUGUGCAGCAUCAAGCUGGAGGACGAGGGGACAGAGAGCAAGCAGGUCUCCUCCACAGCCCGACAGCCUGCCCAGGAGCGCGUGGAGCUGACCUCUCAGGAGCAGCAGCUGUUGGAUUAUAUUGUGGAGGCUCAUCGCAGGUACCGAGCGCCACAGGAGGCCCCCCGAAAAAGUCAGCGAGGCGAGGUGGCUGGCCCUGGCCUGGGAGCCCUGAGGCUGUCCGGCACAGCAGCACUGCAUGAGUUCACUAAGAGCCUGCCUGGGUUCCUGCAGCUGCACCACGAUGAUCAGGCUGCGCUGCUGAGAGGCUCCAUGGUUGAAGCCAUGUUCCUGCACUCAGCCCAGCUGUACAACGAGAGCACUGGAGAAGGGCUGCAGCGGGCGGGACCAGAUUCUGUCGGGCUGCCGUGGUUUGCUGGGUAUGGGACGAGCCUUGAUGGGAAGCCAGUUUACUCACCAAACCCUGAGCAAGACGCCUCAACACAUCCUCCCGCUGCUGCUGGAGACGAUGUGGUCAGGCCGGUGUAUAACUUCUACAGGAGCCUGCGUGACCUGAACGUGACGGAGCAGGAGUACGCGCUCCUCGCUGCCAUGGCGCUGCUCUUCUCUGACCGCCCGUUGCUGAAGAGCCGGGAGCAGGUGGAGAGACUGCAGGAGCCGCUGCUGGAGCUCCUGUACAAGUUCUCCAAGCUCCGACACCCCGAGGAUCCCCAGCACUUCGCCCGUCUGCUGGGCCGGCUCACGCAGCUCCGCACGCUCGGCCACAACCACAGCGGCGUGCUGAGCCCGCUGCUCUGUGAGACCUGGGAGCGGCAGUGACGGGGGUAGGACCCCCCUCACCCUCACACAGGACAUGGUUUGAAACGGACCCAGUGUGGCUGGUUGGAAAGCGGUCUCUCCAGUUCAGGUUUUGACGGAGGAAGAAGCACCCACAUGAAAAUGGCCACGUCUACCAAUUGUUUCAUUUUCGAACAGUCUGAAUAUGCCUGGAUACGAGUUAGUCUGGGGCUAGGCGAUAGCAAUCCCAAACCGCCAGUGUACAGAAACGCCAUGCCUUUACAAGAUCGUGAAAGGCUCCCACAUUGGUGAUGUGAAGUCACCAUUACUACCUAGCAGAAAUGGAUCUCUCCAAAUGGGUCUCCUGAAAUGUGUUCGGGGAACCUUACCAACAUCACUACAACCCAGAACUGCUUACAAAUAAUAAAAAACAAAAACCCAAAGCAAGCAGAAACAGUUGCCAGACCAAAACCCAGAACCGUGUCCAUAUCAGGGAUAUGUAUUUCUGCCCUUGUUAUAGAUUUGAAUAUUGACUGCAAUGCCGACUGGUCCAGCCCCAGAUUGCAAUUGGAGGGAGACGGUUUAAGAAGGGAUACUGGAUGAAAUGGAGAACCAGGCCUACAGCUUAGAGGAACACAUUCAACCUUUUGAAUUCGCAUCAUAUUUAUUUUUCCCAAUUGAUGUGUUCAGGGAUUGAAAUAAGACUCCUGUUGCAUAGCAGUUUUCCCAGUUCCAGGUUUUAAAAUGAGCUUGAUUAGCCACAGCUAACAAAUUAAACUCAUAGUGAAACCCGGACUGGAUCACACUGCUAUGCAAGGGGAGUCUCAGGUUCCUGUGGUAAAGAGGAGGGCAGCCAUUACCAUGUCCCCCUGCGACAGCCCGCCCCCUAGUGGAUGAAAGAAAUGCAACAUGUGUUCUAUAUUUCUGACACGUAUUCCUAUUCACAAAGCACAGCUCCAGCCAACAGAUCAUCAAGCCCAAUGCGAUUAAACUUGAUCAGUGUUUCUGAACUGGGACCAAAAGCCUUUCUCAUUCCACGCCAAUCAUGUGAUCAUGUGACCUCUACCAGCCCCGCCCACUCUACAUUAGAUAGUGCGCAGCAACGCCAAUGACAUUGAAAACGACCUUUUAUUUCAUGAUACUAUAGAGAAGUGUUUUUAAAAUAACCUAUAAAAAUGACCCAGUUCUGUUUGAGCAAGUACGGGGAUUAUAUUUUGUAUAGCGUUCCUUUUGUAUAAAUGAAAACAAAGUGCCUACAGUGUGUUUGUAUUAUUGUUAGGGUUAACAUGAGACAUGCUUCACAUGUACUUGUGUAAAAUAACAGGGCGCUCCGUUAUUAUCGUUGUACUGCUCAAUAAACAUGUCGUCUGAGUUCUGUUUUUUUUUUUUCGUCUGAUUUUUUACACGCAAUAAAUAUGGAUGGAUUU
Molecule: messenger RNA, 3797 nt
Organism: Acipenser ruthenus (sterlet)
Lineage: Eukaryota; Metazoa; Chordata; Actinopteri; Acipenseriformes; Acipenseridae
Product: bile acid receptor-like
Exons: 12
Coding region: 790-2412 (540 amino acids)
Biological process (GO): positive regulation of transcription by RNA polymerase II; cell differentiation; negative regulation of transcription by RNA polymerase II
Molecular function (GO): RNA polymerase II cis-regulatory region sequence-specific DNA binding; nuclear receptor activity; zinc ion binding
Source: RefSeq, a predicted model, not a curated record